Episyrphus balteatus (marmalade hoverfly) is the source of this 1999-nucleotide messenger RNA. RefSeq names its product organic cation transporter protein-like. The transcript is spliced from 4 exons. Gene Ontology annotation, molecular function: transmembrane transporter activity. Gene Ontology annotation, biological process: transmembrane transport. The record is from RefSeq and is a predicted model, not a curated record. Bases 447 to 1997 code for a protein of 516 amino acids. Lineage: Eukaryota; Metazoa; Arthropoda; Insecta; Diptera; Syrphidae. Gene Ontology annotation, cellular component: membrane.
AAUUCCAAAUAAAUUCUAUACCUACAUUAAUCGCAACUCGUUCGUAUACAAUAGUUCGCAGUUUUCUAUCGACGAUCGACACGCUGCGAGAUCAUUUUCCUAUAUUUAUUAUAAAAUCGAUGAUAGAAUAUUGUACAUGAAUAAUAAAUUUACAUGUGAGAUAAGAAAAUCAAACGAGCGUUUCAAAAUCUAUUGAUCCCUUCACAAGGGCUGUGAUUAAUUUUUUUGUUUUACACCAUAUCGCCGUCUAUAAGUGAUAAUUGUUUUAUUUUAUUGUUUGGGUUUUUUUUUUGCGAUUUUAUAAGAGCCUUUUUGAUAAGAAAGUGAUAACCUAUAAGUUAGUGGUGGAAUUUAUUAUUGUGAAAGUGAUCAUCAAGCGGUCUUGAACUUUCAAGAGUUUAAUACUAAAUUGACACUUUUAAAGGAUCAGGAAAUAUUUAUACAAAAUGUCUGAAUCAGGAAUCGAGAUGGCUAUGUCAAGGAAGGAGCGAGAAGAGAAAGAAAAAGCCGACUACGAAGCCCGCAUCACAGACCCCGUUGCCGGAUCGAUAGGUGACUUGGGUCCAUGGCAAAUUUGGAUAUGUAUGGUGAUUUUCAUGAUGAAAUUCCCAGUUGGUUGGCAUCAACUGGCCACAGUUUUCCUAGCUCCACCAGUUAGCUUUGAAUGUGCUGUACCAAAUAAUCUAACCGACAAAUGUUCCGAUGAAUGUACCGAACUGGUAUACGACCGUAGUAUCUUCAAAGAAACCAUUGUCACAGAAUGGAAUUUAGUGUGUAGUAAACGCUACCUAGCCAGUAUUGUACAAACACUAUUUAUGUUUGGUAUUUUAGUUGGAAAUAUUAUAUUUGGAAUAUGGUCUGAUAAAGUUGGUCGACGUCCACCUUUGGUAUGCUCGGUAUUGAUGCAGUUAGUUUGUGGAGUUCUUGAUGCUUUCGUACCAUGGUUUUGGGUAUUUUGUACCUUCAGAUUCUUACUUGGACUUGCAACUGGAGGAAGCAUGAUAACAAGCUUCGUUCUCGUCAUGGAAAUUACUGGCACUAAGAAACGUGAAAUCAUGUCAAUUCUCUAUCAGAUUCCAUUCAACCUGGGACACAUGACCCUACCUGUGUUUGCAUAUUUCCUCCGUGAUUGGAGAUGGUACCAGUUUGCAAUGUCAAUUAUUUCAGUGAUAUUCAUCUCCUACUACUGGCUUAUUCCAGAAUCUCCCCGAUGGCUAAUGUCAGAUGGACAACUUGAUAAGGCUACAAAAGUUCUAGAAAAAGCUGCCAUUACAAAUAACCUUCCCAUUCACAAUAUUCGCAGUGAUUUGGAAGAAUGGUCUCGCCGUAAAACGACCAAGAAAGAAGUGAAGAAGGGAACUUUCAUCGAUCUGUUCCGUUUUCCAAAUCUCCGAAUCAAGACCAUUUGUAUAACGAUAAAUUGGUUUGUUUGUGGUUUGACAUAUUUCGGAGUGUCACAGUAUGUUGGUGAACUAAGUGGAGAUAUCUUCACAAACGUUGCUAUCGCUGGAACUCUGGGUAUUCCUGGAACAUUGAUUUCGAUUCUUACUGGAAAAUACUGGGGUCGUAGAAUCUCGUUGAUGGUUUCGAACACUCUUGCAGGAUGUUGUAUGUUGGCGAUAGCCUUUGUCCCUCCUAGCAGUGCCUUCUUGAAAGUGGUCCUCGCAUCGAUUGGUGUCUUCGGAAUGGCUGUUUCUUUCCCAAUUGUCUAUCUUUAUGGUGGUGAAAUGUUCCCCACUGUUGUGAGAAAUGCUGGUAUGGGCUUUGCAUCGAUGUUGGCUCGAAUUGGUUCAAUGUCAGCUCCAUUUGUAUCACAGACUGCAUCUGUUGCACAUUGGAUACCACCAGUUAUCUUUGGUAUUGUUCCAUUGAUUGGAGCUGUUUUAGUGAUAUUUUUGCCAGAAACUAAAGGCGCCCCUCUGCCGGAAACUAUCGAAGAUGGAGAGAAUUUUGGAAAGAAGAAAAACAAGGCUGAAAAUGAAAAAGAUGCAAAAUGAGA